Molecule: messenger RNA, 2977 nt
Organism: Alosa alosa (allis shad)
Lineage: Eukaryota; Metazoa; Chordata; Actinopteri; Clupeiformes; Clupeidae
Gene: inpp5ka
Product: inositol polyphosphate-5-phosphatase Ka
Exons: 14
Coding region: 312-1799 (495 amino acids)
Biological process (GO): negative regulation of insulin receptor signaling pathway; phosphatidylinositol dephosphorylation; negative regulation of phosphatidylinositol 3-kinase/protein kinase B signal transduction
Cellular component (GO): ruffle; cytoplasm; plasma membrane
Molecular function (GO): inositol bisphosphate phosphatase activity; phosphatidylinositol-3,4,5-trisphosphate 5-phosphatase activity; phosphatidylinositol-4,5-bisphosphate 5-phosphatase activity
Source: RefSeq, a predicted model, not a curated record
AACAGGAAGUGUGAAAACCAAACAAACGUUGAAGAGGGAAGUGGGAGCUGGUACAUAGUAGCUGUAGUUGUAUAGUUGUAGUAGUUGAGGUCUAAGCCCUAUUAUACACCAGUCUUCAUAUAUCCUAACUCAAUUCACAGUGAUGCUGACAUUACGUCGUAUUUAGCUAUGUAGAGAAAUGGCUAACUAGGAAGCUAGUCAUAAGUAGUUUGCGUCGUGAUAAGCCAGUUAGCGUUUCUUGAUAAACCCUAUUUGGCAAGUUACCCUACCAAACAACAGUCCAUUUCAUUUCAUCUGGCUAGGUGAAAGGGAUGGAGCAAGAGGUCCUGUCAGACAGUCUGGAAGCAAUGAGCUUGGACGGUAGGAGCGACAUGCAUACAUUCAGGUUGCAUAUGGUCACAUGGAAUGUGGCGACAGCAGAACCUCCAGAUGACGUCAGCUCCCUGCUCAAGCUACAUUCCCCAAAGACUCCAGAUCUUUAUGUGAUAGGACUCCAGGAAGUGAGAGCUGCCCCUCUGAAGUUUGUAACCGACUUGGCCUUUGAUGACUCCUGGAGCCAUCUCUUCAUGAACACGCUGGCUCCACGAGGCUACGUAAAGGUGUCCUCCAUUAGAAUGCAAGGGCUCCUCUUGCUCUUCUUCACCCGCCUGGAACACGUCCCUUUCAUCCGAAACAUCCAGGUCUCCUACACCCGCACGGGCAUGUUUGGCUACUGGGGGAACAAGGGAGGUGUCUCCAUGCGUCUGUCGUUCUACGGCCACAUGCUGUGCUUCCUGAACUGCCACUUGGCCGCCCACAUGAACUACGCCUCGCAGCGGGUGGACGAGUUUGAGUACAUCCUGGAUAAUCAGACCUUUAACUCAAAGGACACUCCGAAUAUCCUCGACCACAAAGUGGUCUUUUGGUUCGGGGAUUUGAAUUUCCGAAUCGCCGACCAUGGAAUGCAUUUUCUACGCUCCUGCAUCACCAGCCAGCGCUUCAACCUACUAUGGUCCAAGGACCAGCUUACGAUGAUGAAACAGCAAGCAGCUAGCCUUCAGGAGUUCGAAGAGGGACCACUCGACUUUCAGCCAACUUAUAAAUUUGACCUGCACUCUGAUAACUAUGACUCCAGACUACAGAGAACAUUGUUGGGUUUUAAUGGCAAGAAGAGAAAGCCAGCGUGGACUGACCGGAUCCUGUGGAGGGUGAAGGCCAAGGCUUCGCCCGCCACCGAGGACGAGGGGGAAGAUAGUGAGGCGGGAAGCUCCGAGAAGGCCCAGCAGCAGGCAUCGGUAGCAGGGGAAGAGGACGAGGAGCUUUCCCUGAAGGUGAAACAGGACCUCUACACGUCAAAUAUGGAGUAUGGUGUCAGCGAUCACAAGCCUGUCAUUGGUACCUUCCAUCUAGAGUUGAAGAAGAUGUACAACACCCCACUGGUCCAAGUGAGUGCGGAGGGAGACUGGAGCGCGGAUUUUGAUGCCAUGGUGACCUACACCAUCCUCCAGCCAUUCCCCUCAAGUGCCUGGGACUGGAUUGGACUUUAUAAGGUUGGUUUCAAGAGCACAAUGGACUACAUUACCUACACAUGGGUGAAGGAUGACCAGGUCUCUCUUAAUGAUGAACUUGUACAGGUGUAUGUGAGCAAAGAUGAAAUUCCUGUCCUUGGCGGUGAAUGUAUUCUCUGCUACUUCAGUAGCAACUUGCAGUGCAUUGUGGGGAUCAGCAAACCAUUUAAGGUGCAGGAGUCUAGAGUUGCUAUAGAAGAAGGUUUGGUGCCUGAGAAUGUCAAUGGAUUGGACCAAGCAGUAUUAAGUUGAACAAGACGAACACAGAAUCCACGUCAUCACUGUGGUGUGUCCAUAGGCUGAGCAAAACCAGCACUGGACCUUGGAAACCCAGGAAUUAUUGGACACAAGUGCAUUUUAAAGAAAAUCAGUUUAUUAGCCUUUAAUCAAUCAUGCUAAUGUGAUGCAUUCGGUUACAGUUACAAGAAAUAAUUUGAGACGGCACAUACAGUUUGCCUUAACAUUCUUGGCUCUUAAAAAAGUUUGAUGGAAAAAUAUGCAUAGGGUUCUAUAGUUGCCUGUAGUGACUGUACUCCAGUGAGGAAGUUAAACAGCCAUUUUUGAGAUUGUCAGUUUUUAAUUUAAUAUAAUGAAAGUACUGUAGAACUGAUAUUUUAUAUGCUCAGAUAAUGUAUCUUUCUUAAACUGUUAAGCGCACUUUUGUAGUCCUUUUGUCAUUCAAUUUCAGUGUUUAAUUUGGUCUUGUUUCAGCAGGUCAAUUUUACAGAUGUUAUCAGUUUACCUGUGCUAUAGGAAAGAUAUAUGGAUGUAUAUAUACAGAUAUAUUUUAGUCAUAUUGCUUAUUGCAAAGGAUGGUUGUUUUCGAAAAUAUUUAUGAAUGAUACACAUGUAUAUUUAUUUGCUAACGGUCUGAGUUAACCAAGUGUCUGGAACACAUCAACUGUAAAAUUAAUGAGCUCAAAAGGUGCAGUAAGUAGUGUUGUUGUCAAAAACAGUGCUUUAAUUCUGAAGGCAAGUAUUAUAUAUAUAUAUAUAUAUGGUUUUAAAAAGAACAAAACAUUUUCUGUGCCUCAGCUGUGUCAUUCAGGUCCCAUUCAUGCUGCUGAAAAAUAAAUCUAUUAAAAAUGCAUUUGAUGUACAAUACAACAGACAUCUGAUUGAAACGUAAUGCUUUGGCAAUAAAUCCUACUUAGUACACUUUAAAAAACAAAUUUAUGUGCCUGGUGCUUGUAAAUGAAUCCGGUUUCUCAAAGAUACACAAAUGUGGGACAUGAUGUUAGGGCUCUAUUAUUCAUAUCAUUGCCAUAAUUUCAGUAAUGUUCAAAACAAAAGAUUAAAGCUCUUAUUUCUGUCAUGUAGGCUAAGUUACACAGACCUUAAUAAAAAUGUUACAUGUUUUGCUUUAUUAUCUGCAUAUUCACAGCAACAAUUGUCCUUAAUUCUGUUCAAAAAUAAAUUAUUUAAAAUAA